Messenger RNA from Thamnophis sirtalis, 1004 nucleotides. The record is from RefSeq and is a predicted model, not a curated record. Lineage: Eukaryota; Metazoa; Chordata; Lepidosauria; Squamata; Natricidae.
CCCCAUCUGCUUUGAUAUGAUUGAAGAAGCUUACAUGACAAAAUGUGGACACAGUUUCUGUUACAAAUGUAUUCAUCAAAGCCUAGAAGAUAACAAUAGAUGUCCCAAAUGUAAUUACGUUGUGGAUAACAUUGAUCAUCUAUAUCCCAACUUUUUAGUGAAUGAGCUCAUCCUUAAACAGAAGCAAAGAUUUGAGGAAAAGAGAUUCAAAUUGGACCAUUCAAAUGGGCACAGGUGGCAAAUAUUUCAAGAUUUGUUGGGAACAGACCAAGACAAUCUUGAUUUGGCCAAUGUUAACUUAAUGUUGGAACUUCUGGUGCAGAAGAAAAAACAACUGGAGGCAGAGUCUCAUGCUGCCCAGCUACAGAUUUUGAUGGAAUUCCUCAAGGUUGCCAGGAGAAAUAAGAGAGAGUAGCAUUAUUGAUUCUACAGAAUAUAGCCAACCUUCUGGAUUUAGUGGCAGUUCCCAGACUAAGAAACAGCCGUGGUAUAAUAGUACCUUGGCUUCAAGGAGGAAAAGACUUACAGCUCAUUUUGAAGAUUUGGAACAAUGCUACUUUUCUACCAGGAUGACCCGUCUAUCAGAUGAUAGUAGAACCUCAAACCAGCUGGAUGAAUUUCAAGAGUGCCUGUUUAAGUUUACUCGCUACAAUUCUGUUCGACCUUUGGCAACACUGUCUUAUGCAAGUGAUCUCUACAACGGAUCUAGCAUAGUCUCAAGUAUUGAAUUUGAUCGAGACUGUGACUAUUUUGCUAUUGCGGGAGUCACAAAGAAGAUUAAAGUCUAUGAAUAUGGCACAGUCAUUCAGGAUGCAGUUGAUAUUCAUUAUCCAGAAAAUGAAAUGACAUGUAAUUCCAAAAUCAGCUGUAUCAGCUGGAGUAGUUACCACAAAAACCUUUUGGCCAGCAGUGACUAUGAAGGAACAGUGAUCUUAUGGGAUGGAUUCACAGGUCAACGUUCAAAGGUCUAUCAGGGUUGCUCGAUCUACCAGUCUGAUGAGUGA